AUGAAUGUGCAUAACGACGUUCGGCCUUUUUCUUGCGACGAGUGCGACUUUGCGGCAGGUACGUUCAUUUAAUACCGAAUUACAUGUUGUUUUCUAUGUGAAUAUUUUAGCCAGCCAAAUGACUCUCAGAAGACAUAAAUUAAGAAAUCAUGUUCCCCGGUCAGAAUGGGGGUAUCAGUGCCCUCAUUGUGUGGAAUCUUUUAUGGAACCUGCCAGUUAUCAGCAACAUGUCGCGUAAGUGAAUAAGACAACAAAAAUUUUGGUCAGGAAUCGGCAUCCCGGGCUCUCAGCGAAAUUUGGAUGUCCCAUUUGUGAUUUCUCUAGCUAUUGUUCGCGGCAUUUCCAAGAACAUUAUGGUAAACACGCUACUGUUAUAGCCAGGCACCCAUGGAUAGCUCCGGAAAGCUCUCAUUUCAUUUUAGUCGAGUUUCUGAUUGAUGACAACGGUGGUGAGGAGAAUUGUAAUGUCUAUUGCAUUUUAGGUAAAGGGUAUUUGUCCAUGGAGAGCAGCAGAGAUGCUAUGCACAAAGAAUCAGCGCGUGUGUUUCAGAUGGACGAUUUGUAUGGUAAGUUAGUACUAAAUUUAUAUGUGUUUUGUUUAGAAACGUCUUUUUUUACCUCACAGUCAGUUGAUACAAAAGAAGUUAUUACACAAAAUCUGAUUUCUACUAAUAUGGAAGAGGCUGCUAUGAUAGAUUGGGUCCAAAACGAAAUUACCAUCGAUGCAGCGCUUCAGAAAGAUUGUAAGACAAUCAACGGGUUCCUUGACGAAGAUUUGGAUUGAUUUACUGCCUUUAUCUUGUUACUGUGAUAUUUCGUAGAUUUUUAAAUAGUUCAUUAAAUUAUGUGCCUUAAUUGAGAAGACGGACCAUAGUUGUUUUCAUCAAUCUAUUUUGGAUGGUCGUUUAUGGCAUGACUGACUCGUAUUUAGGCGGGAUGACUUCCGAAAAUGAGCCCUUUGAAAGAUCGAAGACGAUGGUAACUUUUUAAACACCAACCAAAUAUCUUUGUUUACAGAGUGUCACAGUUGGCAAUCCAGAUGGAGACUCGGAAGAAGAAGAGAUUGAUCUGAGGGAACGAUUUAGGGCCAUGGCAAUGGCAGAAGAUCAGCCGGUUGCUCUUUUCGUCGAAGAUAGCGAAGUCAUUCUGCCUUCCACAUCACAAGUUCCGCUUAAUGCUGUCCAUGAUUUAUUAAGCCAAGAGUUUAAUCCUCUACAUGAUGGUGAUCUGGAAGAACCGGUUGUGCAUAAACCUCCUAAGGUCAUAAACGGGUAUUUGUUUGGAGAAUUGUUGGGCGAGGGUGCUUACAGCAAAGUGAAAGAAGUCAUUGAUUGCCGGACACUGGUGCGUCGUUCUAUCAAGAUCAUUAAGGUUGGUGUGUUAUACUUUAUUUUUACAGUUUAGGACAAACGGUUGAGGAAGAUUCCUUUUGGAGAGAAAAAUGUGCAGCAUGAACUUCAUAUCCUUAAACAAGUUCGACAUGAAAAUGUGAUUCGCCUAUUAGACACGUUCAGAGUUGAAGAAAAAGAGAAGUUGUACUUGGUAAUGGAGUACUGCACAUGUUCGUUGCAGCAACUUCUCGACUCUUCAAAUGAGAAAAAACUUCCAGAAUUCCAAGUAAGAUGACGGAAGUUUUAAUAAUUUUGUUAAAGGCUCACGGAUAUCUGGUUCAGUUGCUUGAGGGUGUGGAUUAUCUACAUUUGAAGGGCGUCAUUCACAAGGACAUAAAGCCUGGAAACUUGUUGCUUUCGUCGGAUGGAUGCCUGAAAAUUUGUGAUAUGGGUGUGGCGGAGCUCUUGGAAUCCGCCGAUCCCCUUGUCGAUGAUUGGUGCUCUCUUUCGCAGGGAACUCCAAAGUUUCAACCUCCAGAGAUUGUCUCAGGAACUGUUCUGCGAUUCAGGUAAGGUUUUGUUUCCUUGUUUGAUGGUAAUUUUUUGGGAGAAUAUGGACUGAUUCGAAAAACCUUGAAAAUAUCUGCAGAAUCUUUGUAGGAAAAAAUAUGCAUGCAAAUUCCUUAUUCUGAAAAGGAAACUGCGCAAAACUGCGGUAAAAAAUGCUGUGAGUACGCAUACACUUUCUAAAGUCUGUCUCUUAUCAACGGACAUGAUUUGUUUUGCGGAUAUAUAUUAAUAUACCUAAAUAAUUUUUAGGGGGCGUCCUGUGGAUAUAUGGGCGUGCGGAGUAACACUAUACAACAUGAUCAGUGGGGAUUAUCCAUUCAAUGGAGACGGCUUGAUGAAACUCUUCGAGAACAUUUCUCAAUGUGACAUUACUUGGCCAGAAGACAUUACCUCGAAGCCGGAUCUUCUGAGCCUUUUGAAAGGAAUGCUCGAGAAAGAUCCAGACAAUCGAUGGAAUACCGUAACAGCUAGGGCUGGGAAAUGGUUCAAAAGAGAAUUCCAAGUGGUAUGUCAGCUUUUAUAAAUGAAACCGUUCUCCUUUUCAUAGACCGAGCAUCAAUUUUAGAAGUUGGACGAGAUGAUUCAGUAUGGCCAUCAAGAAGCAGAAGAUCAGCCUCAAAAUUGGGGUGGCCCACAAGUUGAGGAGUCUCCUGAUCCUAAUCAGUGCUUGCUUCCAGAAAAGAAAUCAGUAGAAGAGCAGCCAAGUGCUGGCGAUAAUAACACUCGGUCUCGCGGUCUCUUCAAACGGAUCUGGUGUCCUUGGCGUCGCCGCAAUUAA
Molecule: messenger RNA, 2679 nt
Organism: Bursaphelenchus xylophilus (pine wood nematode)
Lineage: Eukaryota; Metazoa; Nematoda; Chromadorea; Rhabditida; Aphelenchoididae
Source: the annotation of a GenBank genome assembly